Messenger RNA from Anguilla anguilla (European eel), 5767 nucleotides. Its product is annotated as A disintegrin and metalloproteinase with thrombospondin motifs 20. Gene Ontology annotation, molecular function: metalloendopeptidase activity; zinc ion binding. The transcript is spliced from 39 exons. Gene Ontology annotation, cellular component: extracellular matrix. The coding region runs from base 1 to 5736 and encodes 1911 amino acids. Gene Ontology annotation, biological process: proteolysis; extracellular matrix organization. Lineage: Eukaryota; Metazoa; Chordata; Actinopteri; Anguilliformes; Anguillidae. The record is from RefSeq and is a predicted model, not a curated record.
AUGCAGUUUGCAAACCGGCUGGUUGGACUAAUGUGUCACCUCUCUGCUCUCGUCUGGAAUUCACUGGAAUAUCGAUUGCAUCCCAAGCAAGAAAGUUUCAUCAAACAGUUGUCAUCGUAUGAAAUAAUCACACCGCUUCGUGUAAAUGACUUUGGGGAAACCUUUCCACACACGCUGCACUACAGGAGAAGACGGAGGAGUGUAGAUGCUGAAUUUUCCGGUUUGCGGGCGCACUACAGAAUUGAUGCUUUUGGACAACGCUUUCACCUCAAUUUAACAGCUCAUUCCGGAUUCAUUGCUCCAACUUACACAGUGACACACUUAGGAGCGGAAGACAGCACCGCUACAGACUCUCAUCAAGACGGCACUGAUAUGAGACACUGCUUUUUCAGCGGUCAUGUCAACGCUAAAAGUGAAUUUCCUGCAGUCUUCAGUUUAUGCACUGGUCUUAUUGGAACAUUUACAACCCAUAAGGGUGAAUAUUUUUUAGAGCCUCUGAUGAAGUCGGAUGGGGAGGACUACGAGGACGAGCACAGCAAGCCUCACCUGAUGUACCACCGGGAGAGGAAGGGCUCAAACCCGAGCCCGAGCUCUCCGAGGAACCGCACUGAGCCGUGUGCAGCCUCAGAUAAACCUUUGAAAAGUGAGUUUGUUCUUCAGAGCAACGGAAAUGUCGGAGAAGAAUUGCGCUCCAUUCAAGAAACCAUUGAAACGCAUCAUCCAGGGCUGCAUUCUCUACACGGGCGAAACCAGUCGCACUCCAGACAGAAGAGGUUUCUGUCCUACCCCCGAUUUGUCGAACUGAUGGUGACUGCUGAUGCGAAAAUGGUCAGACACCACGGACAUAACUUAGAACACUACAUCCUAACAAUCAUGUCAGUAGUUGCUGCAGUUUAUCGAGACCCCAGCGUAGGGAACCUGAUAAAUAUCAUGAUCGUGAAAUUAAUUGUCAUCCACAACGAACAGGAAGGACCUUCGGUCUCUUUCAAUGCUGCUACCACACUGCACAACUUCUGCGUUUGGCAACAGAGGCAGAACUUCCCGGACGACAGCCACCCCUCCCACCACGACACGGCCCUCCUCAUCACCAGGGAAGAUAUCUGCAGGGCAAAAGACAAAUGUGACACAUUGGGCCUGGCGGAGCUGGGCACUAUGUGCGACCCGUACCGGAGUUGCUCCAUCAGCGAGGAGAACGGACUGAGCGCCUCGUUCACCAUUGCCCACGAACUCGGCCACGUGUUCAACAUGCCUCACGAUGACAACCAGAAGUGCAAGGAGGCGGGGAUGAAGCACCAGUACCACGUCAUGGCGCCCACGCUCAACUACGACACCAGCCCCUGGUCCUGGUCCAAAUGCAGUCGCAAGUACAUCACUGAGUUUCUCGACACUGGAUAUGGAGAGUGCCUAUUGGAUGAACCCACCGCCAGGACCUAUGACCUCCCGACCCAGCUACCAGGCCAGCUUUACAACGCCAACCGACAGUGCGAGCUCAUGUUUGGACCCGGGUCCCAGGUCUGCCCGUACAUGAAACAGUGCAAGCGCUUGUGGUGCACGAGCGCCGAGGGGGAACAUAAAGGGUGUCGCACGCAACACAUGCCCCUUGCUGACGGGACUGACUGCGGACAUGGAAUGCACUGCAGGCACGGGAUGUGUGUGAAUAAGGAGAUGGAAGCGGGGCCCAUUCAUGGGGAGUGGGGUCCCUGGGGGCCCUACACCGCCUGCUCCAGGUCCUGUGGGGGAGGCACUAGGAGCACAGCCAGAGACUGCAAUCAACCUGAGCCCCGAAACGGAGGGCAGUUCUGCGUGGGCCGCAGGAUGAAGUUCCGCUCCUGCAACACCGAGCCGUGCCCGCGGGACCGCCGCGACUUCCGGGAGGAGCAGUGCACCCGCUUCGACGGCCGACACUUCAACAUCAACGGCCUGACCGCCACCGUCCGCUGGGUCCCCAAGUACAGCGGGAUUCUGAUGAAGGACCGGUGCAAGCUGUUCUGCCGGGCCGCGGGGACGACGGCGUACUAUCAGCUGAAGGACCGCGUCAUCGACGGCACGCAGUGCGGGCCCGACACCAACGACAUCUGCGUGCAGGGCCUGUGCCGGCAAGCGGGCUGUGACCACGUGCUCAACUCCAAGGCUCGGUACGACAAGUGCGGGGUGUGUGGGGGCGACAACUCCUCCUGCAAAACCCUCACCGGCACCUUCAACAAUGCUCAAUAUGGUUACAAUGUUGUUGUGCGAAUCCCGGCAGGAGCGACAAACAUCGACGUGAAGCAGGUCAGCUACUCUGGGAAACCAGAGGACGACAACUACCUCGCAUUAUCAGACGGCCAGUCAGAUUUUCUCCUGAACGGGAACAUGGUGGUAUCCAUGUUCAAAAGGGAGAUCAACUUCAAGGGAACACUGAUCGAGUACAGCGGCUCGGACACCAAAGAAGAGCGGAUCAACUGCACCGAGAGGAUCGAGGAGGAGCUGGUCCUUCAGGUUUUAUGUGUCGGGAACUUGCACAAUCCGGACGUUCGCUACUCCUUCAACAUCCCAAUCGAGGAGCACAAGGAGCAGUUUGUUUGGGACCCCUCCGGAGCCUGGCAGGACUGCAGCCGAAUAUGUCAGGGCGAGCGGAGGCGCAGGACUGUGUGCGUUCGUAAGAGCGACCGCCUGGUGGUGUCGGACCAGCGCUGCGAGAACCUGCCCCGCCCGGGCGGGGACGACGAGCCCUGCAACGGCGACUGCGAGCUCAGGUGGCACAUGGCGGGCAGGAGCGAGUGCUCGGCGAGGUGUGGCCCCGGGGUGCGGACGCUGGACGUGCAGUGCGUGCGGUACACCCUGCUGAAGAGCCAGAGCGAGCGACUGGACGCCAGCUACUGCGGACACCUGCCCAAGCCCCCGGGGAGGGAGCCCUGCUCCGGGGACUGCCUGCUCAAGACCUGGCACUACGGCCCCUGGUCUCAGUGCUCUAAGACCUGUGGGCUGGGCACCAGGACCCGCGACUCGUACUGCAUCAACAACCUCAGCCGGCGGUUGGCGGACCGCGAGUGCGCCGAUCACCAGAGGGUGGCGACAGAGAGCUGCAGCAACAGAGCGUGCCCCGACUGGGCCACCAGCGAGUGGAGCGAGUGUUCGGCGACCUGUGGGAAGGGCCCCCGCCAUCGCCAGGUCUUAUGCCAGCUGAACCAGGAGCCCCAGCCCGAGCACCUCUGUGACCCCCAGACCAAGCCCCCCACCGUGGGGAGCUGCCAGCUUCCAGAGUGCCCCUCCUGGCAGGCUGGCUCCUGGGGGAUGUGCACGGUGACCUGCGGCCAUGGUUACCAGGUACGGGCCGUGAGGUGCGUUUCGGGGGUGUACGGGAAGACCCUCGAAAACUGGGAGUGUAAUGCAGCCACCAGGCCCCGGGACAGCCAGGACUGUGAGCUGAACCCCUGCCCGCGAGCCCCUCCCCCCCUCAGCACGUCUAACCCCCACCUCCCAGAGCAGUUCAUCACCCAGUGGAGAUACGGCUCCUGGACCACUUGCUCCGUUUCCUGUGGGAAGGGGAAGCAGGCGCGCUACGUUAGCUGCCGGGACGCCCAGGGCAGGGUGGCGGACGAGUCGUACUGCGAGCACCUGCCCCGCCCCGCCGAAUCCAUGGAGUGUUUCAGCGCCUGCGGGGAGUGGCAGACCGGCCCCUGGUCUCCGUGCUCAGUGACCUGUGGCCGGGGGCGCUACACCAGGCAGGUGAUGUGCAGUAACUACCACCAGCCGGUGGACGAGGGCUUCUGUGACCCCGACAAGCGCCCCGAAAUGGAACAGGAGUGCGGCGCCCCGCCCUGUUCCAGGUACCGCUCGAGGCCCAAUGACCAGCCCCACGCUGACUACCCCGGCAACCACCCUGGCAACCACCCUGGGCACAGCAGCUGGAACGUCCCCUCAGCUGAGCACCAGUGGAGGACAGGGCCCUGGGGAGCGUGCUCCAGUACCUGUGCGGGGGGGUUCCAGCGCAGGGUGGUGGUGUGCCAGGACAGCGAGGGCAGCCCCACGAACCACUGCGACGAGAGGGUGAAGCCGGUCGAAUCCAAGAGCUGCGAUUCGGGGCCUUGCCCGCACUGGAACUACGGAGUCUGGGGAAAGUGCACGCAGACCUGCGGGUCUGGCAGCCGGACGCGGCUGGUGGUCUGCCAGCAGCCCGGGGGCCAGCGGCUGAGCGAGCAGAACUGUGACGUCCUGGAGAAGCCUCCGGAAGCGGAAGCCUGCAACACGCAGCCCUGCCCCGGCGGCGUCUCCUGGCACAGACGACCGUGGAGCCCGUGCUCGGUGAGCUGUGGAAGAGGGACGAAGCAGCGGGACGUGACCUGCGCGGACGAGUCCCGAACCCCGGUGGAGGAGGAGCGCUGCAGUCACCUGGAGAGGCCCCGCGUGGUGAAGCCCUGCAGGGCCAGGAGCUGCCCUGGCUGGAAGGCCAACAGGUGGAGCCAGUGUUCUGUGACGUGUGGGGCGGGGCUACAGCAAAGGGUGGUGUACUGCAGGCUGAAGGGGGCGGGGCGGGUCGGAGAGGAGCAGUGCAACCCCCGCGCCCGUCCCCCCACCUCGCAGACCUGUCUCCUCCCAGACUGCCGACGCCACUACACCUGGGCAGCAGAUGAGUGGCAAGACUGCAAUGCGACCUGUGGGGACGGGAUAAGGUCCAGGAGGGUGCUUUGUGUGGAUGGGGCCUCGAACCCGGCCCAUGAUGCCCUCUGUGACCCCACCUCCAGACCCGCCCUGUUCCAGCCCUGCAGGGGUGCCCCCUGUCAGCAUGUGUGGAUGACUGGUGACUGGUCACAGUGUUCGGCCAGCUGUGGUCCAGGGUACCAGCAGAGGAUGAUCUCCUGCUCCGAGGUUCACUCCUCUCAGGACCCCCGGGCCUACGCCCCCGAGGCCCCGCCCCACGCAGACUGCCCCAAACCCCACCCCCCUGCCACCCGCCACUGCCAGCUCAGGCCCUGCUCCCCCAUCGCUGUCUGGAAGGUCGGCUCGUGGAGCAAGUGUUCUCAGACCUGCGGUGCUGGCGUUAUGGAGCGAAUGGUGGAGUGCCUCACCCCUAAAGACCUGCCCUCCAAGAGCUGCCGUCCAAUCGACCGGCCGCAAUCCAGGGUCGCCUGUCGGGAGAGGGACUGCGAGCUCUUCGCCUCCUGCCGGGAGGUCCAGGAGAAGGACGGGGUGAGAGUGGACGGGGAACAUUACCUGCGGGUCAAGUCCCGAAUCCUCCAGAUAUACUGUGCUGAAAUGCAGACCAGUUUCCCUAAGGAGUACAUUACCUUACGUAGCGGUCACACUGACAACUUUUCAGAGGUUUAUGGAUACAGGUUGCAGAACCCGUUCGAGUGCCCGUUCAACGGGAGCCGGAAGCAGGACUGCGCGUGCCGAAACGACUACCCCGCGGCGGGGUACACGCUGUUCCACAGGGUCCGUCUGGACGUCAGCGCCAUGCGCAUAAUCACCACAGAUCUACUGUUCACCCAGACUCCUCUGGGUCGAGCCGUGCCCUUUGCCACAGCAGGGGACUGCUACAGCGCUGCCAAGUGUCCACAGGGCCAGUUCAGUAUCAACCUAUCGGGAACGGGGCUGAAAGUGGCUGAAUCUGUGAAAUGGGUCUCCCAGGGCAACUACGUCACGGUCAAAGUGCACCGCUCAGAGGAUGGCACCAGGAUCUACGGGCGCUGCGGGGGUUUUUGUGGAAAGUGCAGUCCGCAGUCCCAUUCUGGCCUGCUGGUCCAAGUGCAGUGAGCGCUGACUGCAAGGAAAGAAAAAAAAAAAA